Molecule: messenger RNA, 4887 nt
Organism: Prosopis cineraria
Lineage: Eukaryota; Viridiplantae; Streptophyta; Magnoliopsida; Fabales; Fabaceae
Product: probable disease resistance protein At4g27220
Exons: 5
Coding region: 1-4887 (1628 amino acids)
Molecular function (GO): ADP binding
Source: RefSeq, a predicted model, not a curated record
AUGGAUCCUGCUACUUGUUUUACUGAAAAGCUUCUAGAUUAUGCAAUAAAAGCUGUGGGACGGCAACUUGGGUAUAUGAUUUUCUACCGCAACAAUAUUUCUGAGCUAAGGAAACAAAUAAAUAAUCUCAAUGAAAAACAAGAAGCUGUGCAACAUUCAAUCGACGAGGAUAGAAGAAGCGGUGCAAGAAUUGAAACGCAAGUUGAAAAUUGGAUGAGUGGAGUGGAUGAGAUAAAAACACUAGCAGAGCAGUUCUUUGAUGAAGAAAGCCAAUCGCAAACUAGAUGUAGCAGAACUUCAUGCCCAAAUCUAUGCUCAUGUUAUCAGCUGCGUAGAAGAGCAAAGAAAAUGGCACUGGAAGUUGAAAAACUUGCAAAGAAACAAUUCGACAGGGUUUCAUAUUUUCCUUCUCCAAAAUUCACGCACUCAAUAGAUGACAAAAUGAGUGAAGGGCUUGAUUCAAGGCUGCUAAUUGUAGAUCAAAUUAUGGAGGCUUUGCGGAAUCCGAGUGUUAAUAUGAUCGGAUUGUGCGGGCUUGGUGGCAUUGGCAAGACCACAAUAGCUAAAGAAGUAGCAAAGAAGGUGGAGAAUGAAAAGAUAUUUGGAAAGGUGAUCAUGGCAACUGUUUCUAAAGAUAUGAAUAUUGUAAACAUUCAAAGUCAGAUUGCUGAGAUGUUGGGUAUGCAACUCAAUCAAAAUACUAUAGAUGUAAGAUCUUCUCGUCUGCAUGAGAGCUUGAAGCAUGCGAAGAAUAUGCUCCUAAUAUUGGAUGAUCUUUGGGAGGAACUUGAUUUGGGCAAAGUAGGAAUUCCCUUUACUAGGGAUGAAAAUAAUAACAAAAAGAUUGAAGGUUGUAAACUUCUACUAACUUCAAGAGAUGAAACACUACUUUUAGACUUAAUGAAAUGUGAAAAGAUCAUCAGUGUGGAUGUUAUGCCAGAGGAUGAAGCACAUGAGUUGUUCAAGAGGAUUGCUGAAAUUUCUAUUGAAUCAAGCAAUCCUGAUUUGAUGUCUAUAGCCGUUGAGAUUGUUCGAAUGUGUAGAGGCUUGCCGCUAGCAAUUGUUUCAGCUGCAAAAGUGCUGAGGAAAAAAGAUUUGGAUGUAUGGGAAAAUGCCCUUGCACGAUUGAGAAAUCCUUUACGGAGAAACUUAACAGGAAUUAGAGAGAUCGAUUCCGUUUUAAAACUAAGCUAUGAUGAUUUGAGCUCAGAGAACAAAAGUAUUUUCUUGCUUGCUGCCAUGUUGUCUCAUGACCCCUUAAUUAAAGACUUGCUCAUGUACUCCAUGGGGUUAGAUUUUCUCGGACACGUCGAGAACAUGGAAAAUGCUCAAGUUGGAAUAUUUGCUGUUGUAAGCAGGCUAAAAUCUUUGAAUUUAUUACUUGAUAGCUUUUCCAGUCAUCAUUUUACAAUGCAUGACGUUGUUCGGGAUUUUGCCCUAUCAGUUGCAUUUAAUGAUCUAAAUGCAUUCAUUGUGAGAGACACAAGGUUAAAUGCAUGGCCAGAAGAAACAGUGCUAGAAGGCUAUAGGGGAAUAUCCUUGGAAAAAAGUGACAUUGGUGAUCUUCCAGAGGAGUUACUUGCUCCAAGGUUAAAAUUCUUCUUAUUAAAUAGUAAAAGCUGUGAUUUGGCCAUAUCAGAUACCUUCUUCAAAUCUACAAAAGAACUUAAACUAUUGAGUUUUAACAAUGUGUGCUUUUCAUCAUUGUCAUUUCUUAAUUCUCUAAAAAAGCUCAAAACCUUGUGCCUCCACUCUUGUCUGUUGGAAGACAUGACUCAGGUUGGAAGCUUGAAACAGUUAACAAUCUUGAGUCUUGCUUACUCUGAAAUUGAACAGCUACCAUUUGAAUUGGCGAUGUUGACUUCAUUACAAAUGCUAAAUCUAGCCCAUUGCUCCGAACUCAAAGUGAUUCCACCAAAACUCCUAUCUAGCUGGAAAAAAUUGGAGGUUCUGAGCAUGGAAGAAAGCUUUAAGCAGUGGGAAGCCAAAGGAUCUAGUGAAGGUAAUGAAAAUGCAAGUCUUGUUGAGUUAAAGGACUUGCCAAUCUCUUCUCUAGAUAUUCAUAUUCCUGAUCCCUCUAUUUUGCCAGAGAACUUGUUCUUAGAUAUGAAAUUGAAGAGAUACAAAAUAAUCAUUGGAGACGAUUGGGGUUGGUAUUGCAAUUAUGAAACUUCAAGGACGUUGAAACUUGAGCUAAAUAGAAAUAUCCAUUUAAAGCAUGGGGUUUGGAAGUUAUUAGAAAGAGUUGAAUAUUUGCACUUGCGUGGAUCCAACGGACUAGAAAAUGUUCUUCACAAUAGAUGUCCAUGUUUAAGGCAUCUUCGGAUUGAAAGAAAUUGCGAUGUUGAAUAUAUUGUUUUGAGCUCCACCCAUCAAGAAGUUGCCCUUCCAAUGCUUGAAACUUUGAUCCUUGAAAAGUUGAGUGUGCUGAAGAAGUUAUGUCAAGGACCAAUUGCUCCCGCCUUCCGAAACCUGAAAGUAAUCAAAGUGGAAGGUUGUCGACAGUUGAAGUGGAUUUUCUCAGCUUCAAUGAUUGGAUCAUUUUCGCAGCUUGUUGAGAUUAAAAUUAAAGAUUGUGACUCCUUGAAAGAGGUUGUGACAUCUGCGAUUGAAGGCUCAUCUGAUCAGCCAGAAUUUGCUAAUGACGUCAUUGUUUUCAAGAAGUUACGCACUUUGAAGAUGGUUGGAUUGCCAGCUCUUAUAGAUUUCUGCAUCAAGGGUAGAGCAGCAAACAACCAUUGUAAUAAAACUUCGAAAUCACUCUUCAACGAUGAGGUGUUAUUUCCGAUGUUGGAGCUACUGGAACUGUCAAAUUUAGACAAUUUGACUUCAUCUAUAUGGAAUGAUCAGCUUUUCGACAGCUCGUUUGGUAACUUGAAAACACUGGAUGUGGGGAGCUGUGGCUUUGUGGUAUUAGUGCCCUUCCAAGUUCGAAGAUCCUUAUAUAGUUUGGAAGAAGUAGUGGUGACAAAGUGUGAGAAGUUGGAGGUGGUGUUUGACUUAGAAGAUUUGAAUGAUGGUAAGGAGAGACAGUCAUCUUCAAUAGUCGUGCCGUUGAAGAAGUUAAGCUUACGAAGUUUGCCAAAACUGAAGAUCGUGUGGGGCAAUCACCAUAGAGAAAAUGUUUCCUUCCAAAAUCUAAGCCAGAUUGAUUCAAAAUAUCUUUUGCUCUGCUGCAAUAAGGAUUAUCGAUUUUCAUACAACUUGUUUAGUAACUUGAAAGGGCUAGUUGUGGAUGGGUGUGUCUUUGUAAUAUUAGUGCCCUUCCAAGUUCUAAGUUCCUUACACAGUUUGGAAGAACUACAAGUUAAAGACUGUAAGGAGUUGGAAGUGGUGUUUGAUUUAGAAGAUUUGAAUGAUUAUAAAGAGAGACAAUCAUCUUUAGUGGUUGCGCCAUUGCAGAAGUUAAGACUAUUGAGUUUGCCAAAACUGAAGAAUGUGUGGAGCAAUGACCACCGAGGAAAUGUCUCCUUCCAAAGUUUAAGGCAGAUAAAAGUUAAAAAUUGUGACAGCUUGACGAGUGUGUUUCCUGCAUCUAUAGCCAAAGGCAUGCUUCAUUGUCUUGAGCAACUUGAAGUACGAAAUUGUGCUGAUAUGGAAGUAAUUGUUGCAAAGGAUAAAGUUUCAGAAUCUCUUGAUGCUGCAUUUGUGUGUCCUAGGCUGACUUCCCUUGAGCUUUUUGGGCUUCCAAAUUUGAGGAACUUCUAUGCACAAAGAUACAAAUUAGAACGGCGCCACCUUGACGGUUGUGGUGACACAGAGAUAUUUGAAAAGGAGGUCUCAAGUUCAUCAAAAAUACAUGGGAAAGAGAGUACAAUAGACUCAACAUAUCCUCUGCUCUCCUGCAACAAGGAUGAUCGAUUUUCAUACAACUUGUUUAGUAACUUGAAAAAGCUAGUUGUGGAUGGUUGUGGCUCUGUCAUAUUAGUGCCCUUCCAAGUUCUAAGAUCCUUACACAGUUUGGAAGAACUAACAGUGAAUAAGUGUGAGGAGUUGGAGGUGGUGUUUGAUUUAGAGGACUUGAAUGACUGUAAAGAGAGACAGUUAUCAUCAGUGGUUUUGCCCUUGAAGAAGUUAAGCUUAUGGAGUUUGCCAAAAUUGAAGAAUGUGUGGAGCAAUCACCACCAUGAAAAUGUCUGGUUCCAAUGUCUAACCCAGAUACAUGUUUCUCUUUGUGACAGCCUGACGAGUGUGUUUCCUGCAUCUAUAGCCAAAGGCAUGCUUCAUUGUCUUGAGCAACUUGAAGUACGAAAUUGUGCUGAUAUGGAAGUAAUUGUUGCAAAGGAUCAAUUUUUAGAAUCUCUCGAGGCUUCAUUUGCGUGUCCUAGGCUGACUUCCCUUGAGCUUUUUGGCCUUCCAAAUUUGAGGAACUUUUAUGCACAGAGACACAAAUUAGAAUGGCGCCACCUUGACGGUUGUGGUGAAACAGAGAUAUUUGAAAAGGAGGUGUCAAUAAACUCAAAAUAUCCUCUGCUCUCCUGCAACAAGGAUGAUCGAUUUUCAAACAACUUGUUUAGUAACUUGAAAAAGCUAGUUGUGGAUGGGUGUGGCUUUGUGAUAUUAGUGCCCUUCCAAGUUCUAAGAUCCUUACACAGUUUGGAAGAACUAACAGUGAAUAAGUGUGAGGAGUUGGAGGUGGUGUUUGAUUUAGAGGACUUGAAUGACUGUAAAGAGAGACCAUCAUCUUCAGUGGUUGCGCCAUUGAAGAAGUUAAGACUAUCAAGUUUGCCAAAACUGAAGAAUGUAUGGAGCAAUCACCACCAAGGAAAUGUCUCCUUCCAAAGUCUAAGGCGGAUAGAAGUUGAUAAUUAUGACAGCCUGACGAGUGUGUUUCCUGCAUCUAUAGCCAAAGGCAUGCUUCAUUGUCUUGAGCAACUUGAAGUAUGA